Tetrahymena thermophila SB210 is the source of this 1477-nucleotide messenger RNA. Its product is annotated as transmembrane protein, putative. NCBI's taxonomy places the organism in Eukaryota, Ciliophora, Oligohymenophorea, Hymenostomatida, Tetrahymenidae. The transcript is spliced from 2 exons. The record is from RefSeq and is a predicted model, not a curated record.
GAUAUACAAAUUAAAAAAAAGAAAAUUAGAUGACUAAUAUGAGCAACUAAGCUUGUUUGGAUAAAUAAAAUAUUAUACUUACUCAUCAUAUUGAUAGUAUUAGAGUAUAAAACAGAUAAAAAUAAAAUUUUUAUACACUCUCGCUCAUUCCUUCUACUACAUAAAUUAAUGUCUUAAGGAAUAUGUAAGAAUAAAAUAUGGUCUCAGAAAAUAUUUUGAGAGAUUAAUACUAUUGUAAACAAAAGAUAAUUAAUAAUUUUAUGCUGUGCUUUAAAUAUAGUUUGAUUUCUAUGGCUGCUAUAGAUUAGUAAAUGCAAUUAAUUUCUAUAAAAUUGCUUAAAUUAAAUGCGCUAGUUUUUUUACUCUAUAUAAUUCCUUUUCAUUUAAGUAUAAUUUUUUUAACUUUUUUUUAGUUUAUUUUCAUGCUGGCUAGUAAAUUUGUUAUUUAGCAUCGUAAUUAAAAUUAAAGAUUGUAUCACAAAGUUAAAAUGAGAGCUAUUUUUAUUAUUUGGAUUAUAAUCUGCUUGUUAUAAAUAGGCUUGGUCUGCAGAUGCAUCUAUAAAAAUUUAAUAAUACAAGACUAUGAUAGACUAUAUCGCCUAAUAUGUUUGAGUCCUAUCUGCAUUAUUAAUCUAUUGUAUUAAAUUUACUGGAUUAAUUAUUAUGAAAGGUAUCUUAAAGACAUAACUUAGCUUACUUAAAGCGAGAUUUAAAAUCUUCAUUAAAAAAAAUUGUUAAUAGACUUUUAUUUACUCUAAAAGCAUUUUUAAUCAUAUUUGAAUUAUUCACAAAGAUACUACCUUCUAAAAAAAAAUCCACAAUGCUUUAUAUCUGAAGAAAUGAUAAAAUAUGUUAUUGCAAAUCCAAAAGAAUGCCAAGUAUUUCUUGUUUAAAAUAACUAGGUAGUUCGUGAUCCAUCUUAAGAUAUUGAAAAUCAGAUAUAUAAAAAGUAAAUUAUGGAAGAGUAAAAUAUAGAUAAUAUAAUUAUGAAUGCUGUUUUAUUUUAAAUCAAAGAUAAAUUAUCAUCUAGCUAAAAUCUAAAUUAAUAAGAAAUUGAUAUAAUUAUUCAAACGUAAAGACAGAAAAAACUUUUAGAGAAUCCUCAAAUAUUACCUACAUUGUUUUCUCAAAGAGGUUCUAUGAACUCUAAUUUGCUUUAAACUCCUGUAACUUAUAGCCCAGCUUUCUUUAAUAAAUCUAAUUAAGUUUAGUUAGAUAAUCAAUCGCUUAACUUAAAUUAACCCACUGAAAUGCAAUUUCCCUCCAAUAUUCAAAUUAACCAAAAAUCUUGAAAAUUCAUUCCUCUUAAAUCAGAUUUCUGAUCUUUUUACUUCCUCUCUUCCCAUUUUUAAAAACAAAUUUUAAUAAAAAACUCUAUUUAAUCAAAAUUUUACUAAAUCAACAUGUAAAAUUAUAUAAAAAACUCUAUUCUAACAAUUUUUGUAAAAUAAAUAAGCAAUCUUAAAAAAAACUUUUC